Hemiscyllium ocellatum (epaulette shark) is the source of this 2736-nucleotide messenger RNA. It is a transcript of the gene zcchc9, whose product is annotated as zinc finger, CCHC domain containing 9. The coding region runs from base 38 to 979 and encodes 313 amino acids. The record is from RefSeq and is a predicted model, not a curated record. Gene Ontology annotation, molecular function: zinc ion binding; nucleic acid binding. The transcript has 6 exons. Lineage: Eukaryota; Metazoa; Chordata; Chondrichthyes; Orectolobiformes; Hemiscylliidae.
GUUCACCGUUCAGGAUAUGGGAUAGGCAUUUAGGAUCAUGAUAAGGAAACAGUUCUUCAGUCACGGUAUUCAACCUGUGGAUUUCUGUGGAGAGAGUAUCAGUGCAUGCAUUCCAGAAAGAAAUUCUUCAAUUUUGAGAAAGAAAACAAUGACACGUUGGGCUCGUGCUAACAACAUCCAUAAAAAGAAGGUCCUGGAUGCCACACCAUGGAGUCAACUGAAACAAAAUGGUGCUAGAGACCCCAGUAAGACAAUAGUGAAAAACAGUCGGGGUGAAAAGCAGCAAGCAAAGGAUGGGAGAAUUCCAAACAAAUCAAAACGGAAGGAAAGUGAAUGGUAUCACAUCAAAGAAGAAUAUCACAGUGAAGAUGUUAAUGGGUUUAUGGAUUACCUGAAAGAAACAGGUCAGGUUCUCCACAAAGGAACAUUGGUGGCAGCAGACAGUGAGAAGUUAAAAGUUGAUGCAGCAUUAGCUCUGAAGAAGGACCAGAGACGGGAGCACAGAAGAUUGAAGAGGCAAAUGCAAAAGAAAAAUGCCAUGAUAUGUUUCCACUGCAAAAAAACAGGACAUGGAAUGGACCAGUGUCCAGAAAUGGACAGAGAUGAAGAAGAGAGUGGAAGUGGUAUCUGUUACCGAUGUGGUUCCACAGAACAUGAGAUCCGCAAAUGCAGAGCAAAGGUUGACCCUGCUUUAGGAGAAUUUCCAUUUGCAAAAUGUUUUAUUUGUGGUGAAAUGGGACAUCUUUCAAGAUCCUGCCCAGACAACCCAAAAGGACUGUAUGCAGAUGGCCGCUGCUGCAGGCUGUGUGGCUCAGUAGAGCACUUUCAGAAAGACUGCCCAGACCAUCAGAAUAUGAAUCAUUCUGUUUUAACUGUUGCCCGAUGGACAGAAGGAAUGAGUGCUGAUUACGAAGAAAUCCCAGUGACUUCAAAUACUCAUAAAGCAAAGCCUAAAGUUCCAAAAACUGUGAAUUUUUAAAUGGAUCUUUGAAAUGAGAAUUUCAUCGAUUUGCUUGCAGGGGAAUCCAGCAACUCAUUGCUAGAAUGCUCGUGUUUUGAUUUAAAAAUGUAAUUGUUAUGUUGAAAUGGGUAGUGUGAAAAACUUCAAUUUAAUGCCAGCAGGUGGGGCUAUUGUGUGCCAAAUCCAGGCCUGAUGCAAUUUAAAAUUGUUCAUUGCUCCUAAUUCUAAUAAAUGAUUGUAUACAAUUGCAUUGAGAUGAUAUUUGGUCCAUAUAAUUUUGAAGAAAUUGAAGAAUUGAGCUUUGCUGCAACAACUUGCACUUGUACAGUGCCUUGAAUGUAGGAAAAAGUGCUUCACGGCAAAACAAUUGGACAAGAAUUGACACCAAGCCAAAAAAGAUGUUGAGAACUUUUGUCAAAGAUAAAUUUUAAGGAAAGUUGUAAAGGUGAAGAAUAGAAGUGAUACAAAUAGGGAAUUGUAAAGUUCAGGGCUUAGAUGUCCAAACAUAUGACACAGGGAAUGGGGGAUGAUCGCGAGACCAGAGUUGGGAGGAACACAAAUGUCUUGGAGGGAUGGAGGUUUCGGAGGAGAUUGUAUUGUGUAUACAAUAUGUGGAAUGUUGAUUAGCUCAGUUGACUGGAUGGCUGGGUUGUGAUGCAUCUGUUUGGGCUGAAUUCCUGCACCAGCUACCAUUACAGAACUCUUUUUUUUUUAACCUCUCCCCUCCCUGAGGUGUGCUGGCCAUCAGGUUAAACUACCACCAGUCAUCGCUCUCUCUCCCUCUCUCUGUCUCCCCCCUCUCCCUCCCCUCUCUUUUUCUCUCUGAUGAGAGAGCUGUCCUGUGAUUCAGUCGGAAUUUGACUUUGCCUCUUUAUUUGGGAAGGAGCAGAGAGAUUGAUUCAUGUUUAAAUUUGGCUGUACUCUCUUCUGCAUUAUAUGUAUUUUUUGCUAAAAAGUAAAUAAGAUUCAAAUCAACAAUCUCUAGAAUAGCCCUGGGAGCACGCACUAAUCAUGUGACCCAAAGAGGUGCUAUAUGAAAGACAAGGAAAGUUAUUGUUGUAAUAUAGAUAAAUAAAGUUAUUGUUGGUAAUAUAGAUAAAUAAAGAAUAAUAUUUGCAAAGAGAGAGCUAGCUUGUGCUGCAAUGCCAUACAUGCAGCUGUUGCAUUGAUGCUGGCCCAGAUACAUAUACACACAGUCAAGUAGUGAAGUAGACCCUCGGAUAUUUUAUUUCCACGCAAAGUGACAGUCGAAUCCGUGUUUAAUAUCUCAUUUGAAAGCUGGACUCAAAAUCACUCCCUAUGUACUUUGCUGGAGGGUCAUCCUUGAAUAUAGAUUCCAGUCUAUGGAGAGCUUCAUUUGGACCAAAGCUAACACCAACAGUGAGAGGUAAAAACAGUCAAAUAAAAGCUAAGUCCUGACGAUGCUGGAAAUCUGGAGUAAAAACAACGAUCUGGGGAAAUUCAGUAAAUCUGGCAGAAACUGUGGAGAGAGAAAAACAAAGGUAACAUUCUGUUAACAUUCCAAAAUAACUCUUUGGAACUGAUUUAGCAGUGUUCAGCUCCAAGAUUAGAAUGAUAAAGCUCUUUGCACAUGAAUGGUUACAGAAACAAAGAACACCUAUGAAACAGUACCCCAAGCCAGGAAACCAUAUAUUCCCAAGACUAAGGAAGUAAUUUGGCUAAAAAAAAUUAGAGAGAUCCACUGAAUGCUCAAGGCUUUGACUGUUGGUAGCAAUCAAAAUUGUGAUAUUACAAUGAUGUACCAUGUUCAUAAG